Phialemonium atrogriseum is the source of this 1340-nucleotide messenger RNA. Its product is annotated as cutinase-domain-containing protein. The record is from RefSeq and is a predicted model, not a curated record. NCBI's taxonomy places the organism in Eukaryota, Fungi, Ascomycota, Sordariomycetes, Cephalothecales, Cephalothecaceae. The transcript is spliced from 3 exons. Gene Ontology annotation, biological process: carbohydrate catabolic process. Gene Ontology annotation, molecular function: cutinase activity. Bases 229 to 1173 code for a protein of 314 amino acids. Gene Ontology annotation, cellular component: extracellular region.
CAUGGGUGCGGAAGGCGGACCAUUAUCUGUUUCGCGGCAUUCUGGCACCGCGAACGGAUGGCUAUCUUAUCAAACACUUUUAUGCCGGCGCCAAGCACAUGAGCCCUUCUUGGCAGACCACCGGCUCCACAAGGAAUCGAUGUUGGCACCAUUCUUCCUGCGUUUAUACAAAAGCAAGUCGUCAGGGCGGGGGAUCCCGUUGCUACAUGGUCACAAUCAGCGUACAACAUGGGGUUUGCUUUGAGAAGGUCAGCUCUGGUAGCUGUAUCCACGGCUCGACCCCUGACGCCGCGUAGCGCACUCGCCACUCUCUGUCUUUUCGCCCUUGUCGUCUUUGCCAUGCCCUUACAACGGCGGGAUACGUGGACAGGGAUGAACUCGCACGACCUUUGGACGGAGGGAUGUAAGCCGGUCAUCUUCAUCUUCUGCCGGGAAACUCUUGCACCAGGAAACAUGGGGUUCAAAGUCGGACCGGCGCUGUCCAACUCGCUAAAGGCCUACUUCGGACCGGCCAAUGUCGCGACUCAGGGGGUCGACUACCUUGCCCUCCCCGUCACGAACCUUUUCACUGGCGGCGGGCCGACCUAUGGUAUUGGCAAGAUGCAGCAACUUCUAACGCAGGCGACCAGCCUGUGUCCGAAUUCCAGCGUCGUAGCAGCCGGUUACAGCCAGGGGGCAGCAGUAACCCACCGAGCAAUCGAGUUCGUCCCCCAAGAGGUCAGGAACAAGAUUGUGGGCGUCGUCACAUUCGGCGACACCCAGACGCUGCAAGACAACGGCCGAAUCAUCGGAUACCCCGUGAACAGGACCCUCAUCAUCUGCAACAGGGGAGACGUUAUCUGCGUGGGCACGCUGUUCGUCGUGCCGACCCACUUCAACUACAUGGACCGCGUGCCCGAGGCAGCCGCCUUCCUGAUCUCGAGGAUUCUGAUCGCGUAUGCCCUGAGCCAGGGGACGGCCGUGCCGGAGUCGACGACCGAGAGCGUCCCGCUGACGACGUUCACUACGACAUUGCCCCCGCCGCCGACGUUCUCGUCGAUGUCCUCCUCGCGGUUGCGCCCCACGACGCAACUGCCUCCUCCAAGGGUCACUACGGGCUGGCCGCUGCGUCCGACGACGAAAGGUCCUGCGCCGGUUGCUAGACCGACUCCUACAGCGACCGUUGGUGAUUAAUGUCGAAGGGAAAUGGAAGUUGGAUAUUCUUCGAUCGUGGAAUGUUGCGGACGAUCGUAGUAGAUGGGGUUUCGGUCCCAGGCAUUGUCAAGGCAGUCUUCAUCUUGAUUUCUUCGGCUGACUAUCCCUCCCUGCCAUGCAUUUUACUCGUCGUUUUGUUAAUUAGA